Molecule: messenger RNA, 1368 nt
Organism: Trichosporon asahii var. asahii CBS 2479
Lineage: Eukaryota; Fungi; Basidiomycota; Tremellomycetes; Trichosporonales; Trichosporonaceae
Exons: 2
Coding region: 1-1368 (455 amino acids)
Molecular function (GO): helicase activity
Source: RefSeq, a predicted model, not a curated record
AUGUCAAUUCUGAUGCGCCACCACAAUGCCCAACGCCAGAGCAAGAUUCUCAUCUGCGCUCAGACCAACGCAACUGUUGACAAGCUCUGUGAGCGUGCCAUGGAGCUCUUCCCCGCAGGCGUCGGACGUAACUUCGUCGUCCGUUACGGUGACGAUGGUCGGUUCAACCACUCGGUCCAGGAAGUCUCGGUGAACGGCCUCGCGCGUCAGCAUAUCCUGGUCGGUGAGAGCAGGCAGGCUCUCGAGUAUCAGAGUGGGCGUGAGCUGGAAUCGUACAACGCAGGACUUAUCAGCGAGGACGAGUUCACUGAAAUCAUCGACGACAUCGUGGUCAAACUCAAGGCACUCAAGAACCAACGUGCCGACGAGGAGGCCUGGCGCUGCGAGAUCCUGAGACGCGCCAAGUUCGUUUUCAGCACUUUGGGGUCGUCCGGUGCCGACAUCCUCGACACCUGCCAGUUCGACCUUUUGAUUGUUCACGGGGCCAACUGCGUUCACGAAGCCACGAGUCUGAUCCCACUCCGCCAUGUCGACCGCGUUGUUCUCUUCGGCGACCGCCGACAGCUUCAACCCAUGGUGACUGACGUCAGCCGUUGGAUCGGCUAUAACCGCUCAACGUACGAGCGAAUCAUCGACGGCGGCUACCCCUGUUGGCUGCUGGACACGCAGACCCAAUACCAUCCAACAGUUUACAAGCAGGUAUCCUUGGUGGUUUAUGAAGGAAAAGUGACGAAUGGACAGGGGACCCCGGGUCUCCUCGCUUGGCAGAGUUGGGCACCUGGUUGGGGGCCUAACACAAUCGUCAACGUACCAGGUGAAGAGAAGGACACUGGCAACUCUUUCAGCAACGCCGACGAGGUGAAGGCCGUGUUCGACGUUUUGAGGUCAAUCUUCGACCUCUGCCUCAUGGAACCAAAGGAGGUUCGCGAACAGUUCACCAUUGGAAUCGUCACGCCAUACAGCGCUCAAGCGUCGGCCUUGCAGCGGGCCACGAACCUUCUCACCGUGCCACCCCACAUCUCUCUGAAAUGUGGAACCGUCACUGCUCUCCAAGAGCAGCAAUUCGAUGUGUCAAUCGUCUCUUUCGUGCGCACUUACUACCCCGGCUACCUCAACAACCUCAGCGAAGCCAACGUCGCCGUGACCCGGGGCACACGUCUGAGGGUCAUCGUCGGUGAUACCACGUUGAUGUCCGAAGCGCAGCUCUGGGGCUCUAUCCUCGAGUGCUCGACUGCAAACUUGAUGGAAGUGAGUAUGCGAUACAUGCCAGAGGAGUCACUAACUUGCCAGUGGAACGAAUCUUCCAACCCUCGCCUGCAGCUCUCGACGAGCCUUCCUCCCUCUUCCCACAACCUGAUCAACCCUUGA